UGUUGCCCCCAAAGAUUUGCGUCCUGUAGUCCUGUAGUGCGAGAUGGUCAGCAACGUAAAUGAACAAGCGAUUGAGGCGACAGCCAAUCAGAGAGCUAGGUGAGAGAAAGGUAAAGAGACAAACAUGUAGACGGAGACAGAGUUGCUGAGACAGUUUAUCUGAGAAAAGAUCUCUCUUGUGACAGUGCUUUAAAAUUCAUUUUUUCACAAAAGUCCUUGGUAAAUCUUUGGCUUCAUGUUAGGUCAGAGUACCCUGAUCUUUCAGACAAGGCAGUGAGAUUCCUGAUGCCGGAUCCCACAACGUAUCUCUGCGAAACUGGAUUUUCUAUGUUGGUGGUACUCAAGACCAAAUACAGGAAUACGCUUAAUGUUGAGCCAGACAUCCGUUUGCAACUUUCUGCACUUCAACCUGACAUUCACCACUUGGUAGCUGGCAAACAACAUCAGCCAUCUCAUUAGAUACAGAGAUCGAUUGGAAAGCCUACAUGGAUGAGGUUGAGGGUGUCAUCAAUGGCACGUAUGACUACACGCAGCUGAAAGGCGACACCGGACCAUUGGUGUAUCCAGCAGGUUUUGUGUACAUAUUCACUGCACUUUAUUAUAUUACGGACCAUGGGCUGAAUAUCAGGCUGGGUCAGUAUGUGUUUGCUGCUUUCUACCUCAUCACCCUCCUGCUGGUCUUCCGAAUCUACCACCGCACUAAGAAGGUCCCGCCAUACGUUUUCUUUUUUGUGUGUUGUGCAUCCUAUCGGAUCCACUCCAUCUUUGUGCUCCGUCUUUUUAAUGACCCUGUGGCCAUGAUGCUGCUGUUUGGAGCAGUCAACCUCUUCCUCGAUGCGCAGUGGACACUGGGCUGUGCCCUCUACAGUUUGGCCGUGUCUGUGAAGAUGAACGUGAUGCUCUUCGCUCCAGGACUCCUCUUCCUUCUCCUCUCAGAAUUUGGAUUGAUAAGGACCCUGCCCAAGCUCAUCCUCUGCGCUGUCAUCCAGCUAUUCCUAGGUUUGCCUUUCCUCUUAGUGAAUCCACUGGGUUAUGUGAGCCGGGCGUUUGAUUUGGGUCGUCAGUUCCUGUUUAAGUGGACAGUAAACUGGCGCUUCCUACCAGAGGAGAUUUUCCUUAGCAGGUAUUUCCAUCUGGCCCUGCUGUUCGCUCAUCUGACCACACUCAUCUUCUUUGCUCUGAAGAGAUGGAAGAGGUCUGGUUGCAGUAUUUGGGCUCUUCUGAAAGAUCCAUCUGAAAGGAAGGAGACGGCACAGAAGCUCACCGCUGAUCAGAUCGUCCUGGUUCUUUUCACUUCCAAUUUCAUCGGGAUGUGUUUCUGUCGUUCGUUGCAUUAUCAGUUCUAUGUUUGGUAUUUCCACACCCUACCUUACCUGCUGUGGAGUGGAGGGGUGAAGAAGCUCGCUCACCUGCUCAGAGUGUUGAUACUGGGCCUGAUAGAGUUGGCCUGGAACACAUACCCCUCCACCACGUACAGCUCUGUGUCUUUGCACGUCUGUCACCUCAUCAUACUGCUGUGUCUGUGGUUGAACCCCACCCCAACCCCUCAGGCCCUGCAGACAGAGUCCCAGAACAAGGCCAAGCACCACUGAGCCCUUUUUACACUAGAGUCCUCCCUGUGCAGGGCGUACGGGGGCCUCUACACCCUGCUUCUGGUCCUUCCCCAUCAAUGCCUCCAAUGCUGUGGGCAGAGACGCAGUGGAGGGGUAUCAGUCUUACCAGCUUAAACUGUACCUGCCAUGGAUUCAGCCUGUGACAUCUAAGAGGUGUGAGGGGGUUGAGAUGUCAGUAAAGCUGUGCACUGUGCAGGGAAAAUUGGGAUAGGAAAACAAAGAUUCUCAGGAUUUUAAAAGGACUAUGUGCUAAAGGACUUGGAACCUGGAAAUGAAAAUGUGAACAUUGUGUGGAUCAGCAGUGUAAAGCAAGUUUGAACCUUGAGACACUUUUCCUGGACAUGGACUCGAGCAAGUCAUGGACUAAACUGAAAUGUCAGUCGGGAUUCACCUUUGAAAGGCCUUCUUAGUCUCCACUUAAAGGAAUACUCCAACACUUUUCAACCUAAUCUGCAUAAUCUGUAGUUGAUUACCAUAAAGUAAUUUUGACAUAUGGUCUGGAAUAAACAACAGAAAACCUGUUGAUUUGAGUAAGGCAGUGAGGCAGUGGGCAGGUACUUCAGUCCAUUAACUAAAAACACUUUUCACUUCAGUCGGAAUUUUCUGUAGGGAUAUGACCCUCUACCAUGGAAAUGCAAUUGUUGAUUGAAAAAUACUGGAACAAAAUUUUGGCUCAUGUAUCUAGGAGCAUCAACAUGACCUGAAGAGACCACUGGUGUUGCUUACAUGGAGAUACUAUAAUGCAUUGUUUAAAGCAGAGGUUGCCAAUGUUCUUAUAUCUGUCUUUCUUUAAUUACAUCAAGUUAGAUUUGGUCUGCAAUUGCAGGCGCCCCCUGUGAGGUUGGUGAACGUCAACAGACAUGGGCCGUGGUCAGCCAUGUACCAUACGUCUGAUUAGAGUAUAAUGUUGUAUUCUUUGUGAAGGUGUAGACGUAGCAGUCGUCAAUGGGCCGACAGGACUAUGACUGAUAUAAUAAGUAGAUGUGAAGGGGAGAGAGUGAAUGCCUUUUGGACUCUGCAAUAACUCCCUCCUAUUACUUGUUCUGCAGCAUAUGUGACAUUCAUUACAGUUAAAGCUGCAGUCCAGGGUUUCAGAAAUUCUGAAAAAUGUUAGGCUGAGUUGUUUUACUGCAAGAAUCCAAGAACAACAUUUGAAGGUUAUCUUUCAGUUUAACCUGUUUGACUCUUAGCAGGGUGUGGUACUUCUCAAAUUAGGAUUUAAAUGGUCUUAUUUUGUUCUGAAAUAAAUAUAUGCAUUAUAUAGCUAUAUGUAUGUAUUAUGCAUUUGGUAUAUUUAAGAACUGCUCUACAAAUCUGAUUGUAGCUCUAAAUGCUUUCUUUCUGUCACAUCAUUGGUCAGGGAUAUUUUAUUUUAUUGUUGACUUUUAACAUUUGCUCCAAAUGUGACAAACUUUGGCCAAACAAAACUCAUUCAGGAAUACAGCAUACAGGGCACAAAAAGAGCAUAGAUUCUUCUAUUGCUGUGGUGUUUUUCAGCAGGACUUUUUUUUUCUUAAUCAAUUACAGACCGAACUCUGUAUGUUGUGACGUUUUCCAUUCUUUUUGUCUUUCUGUUCUGAUUUCUUCAGUUUGUGUUUUGUUUUCUGUUUCUUUUUCUAGAGUUGUGCAAAUCAUGUGACCUCUAAGCAGUUUAGUUUAUUUUUCUGUGAAGAGUUGAUCUUCACAUUAUUGCAGUCUUUUUCUGUUCUUUUAUGGCAUGAUCUCUUACUUAUAUACUGACGGCAGCUGCAGAUUCACCCAGAGCAGCAUUUUAUCUGGUAAAUGUGUCAAAGCUUGAAAAUAAAAUUCAAAUUUUGGUACAAA
Molecule: messenger RNA, 3437 nt
Organism: Pygocentrus nattereri (red-bellied piranha)
Lineage: Eukaryota; Metazoa; Chordata; Actinopteri; Characiformes; Serrasalmidae
Gene: alg3
Product: ALG3 alpha-1,3- mannosyltransferase
Exons: 10
Coding region: 486-1592 (368 amino acids)
Cellular component (GO): endoplasmic reticulum
Molecular function (GO): dol-P-Man:Man(5)GlcNAc(2)-PP-Dol alpha-1,3-mannosyltransferase activity
Source: RefSeq, a predicted model, not a curated record